UUGGCGCCCGUCCACGGGAUCGUGCCCUGCCCGGGGAGGCCCUACCCUGGCGAGGAACCGACAAGGUACUGGGCACCUGCGGAGCACCGAGAGAGAGGAGCUGGCGGCUGCAACUCCUCCGGGUCCUGAGCCAUUCAAGUCGCGUUUCCUCAGGUUGCUGCCAUGGCCUGCCUCACUGUCACCCCGAAAAGCUCACUAGCCGACUCACCCGUGUGGAUUCGCGCCUCUGGCCUGGACCCUUCCCAGCUGGUAACUCUGCAUGCAUUGCUUACAGAUGACAUGGGAGAGAAGUUUCAAUCCAGAGCCUACUUCCGGGCAAAUCUGUCUGGGGAGGUGGACGUGAAGCAGGCAGCUGCUCUAGGCGGGGACUAUGUAGGUGUUUGGCCCAUGGGCCUCUUCUCCUCCCUGAAGCCAGAGAAAAAGUUCCGCAGGCUGAUGAAACGCAACGUGACAGGCAGCCCUUUCCGCGUCCAGGUCAACCUCUUUGGCUAUAGGGUAUUAAUUCCUUCACCCGAUGAGGUACCACUGGCCACUUGCACUGUGGAGAGAUGGUACGCGGCCCAUGGAGUGGAACGUGUCCAGGUCAAAGAAGGCAAAGUUCGGGGCGCCCUUUUCUUGCCACCAGGGCCUGGGCCAUUUCCGGGGGUGAUUGACCUAUUUGGUGGGUCUGGAGGUCUCAUUGAGUUUCGAGCUGUCCUGCUGGCCAAUAAAGGCUUUGCUGUUCUAGCUCUGGCUUUCUUUGGAUAUGAUGACCUCCCAGAGAGACUGGAGGAAGUGGACCUGGAAUAUUUUGAGGAAGCAUCCAUACUACUCUUAAAACAUCCCAAGGUCAGAGGUCCGGGACUUGGAGUCGUUGGGCUUUCCAAAGGAUCGGAAAUAGCACUGGCCAUGAUUACCUUCUUAGACCAGAUCGUGGCUGCUGUGUGCAUCAACGGUGCCACAGGUAUGAGAGACGCACCACUUCGCUUUCGUGACGUCUAUAUCCCUGCCAUUCCUUAUUCUGCUGAGAAGGUUCGCAUCACUGAAAUGGGGACAAUGUCCUCUUACCACGUCAUGGAAAGUCCUUUGGAUGAAAGACAUCACGCCUCUGCCAUCCCUCUAGAGAAGGCCCAAGGGCCCGUGCUCUUUGUGGUGGCAGAAAGUGACCAAAGCCUAAACAGCAAGUUAUUUGCUGAGGCGGCCAUAGCCAGAGCAAAGCAGCAUGGGAAAAGGAACUGUGCUUUGCUCUCGUAUCCGGGGGCUGGGCACCUCCUAGAACCCCCUGGUUCCCCGCUUUGCUACUGUUCUUCUUUCCGGGGUACUCCCUUGCCUAACCAAUGGGGUGGUGAAGUGGAGCUGCACGCCAAAGCCCAAGAGCACUCCUGGAAGGAGAUCCAGAAAUUCCUCGAGCUUCAUCUUGGCCCGGUUGGAAAGAGCAAUUUCUAAUAGCGGAAGGAAGGAAAACCAGCUCAGGUGACAUAUUCUAGUUCUCCAGACUUGAUCCAAUGAAUCAGCCCACACACGGAAGACCAUCGGAGUGAGAAUAUCCCUGUGUGACAUGGUAUUUCAAGAGCACUCGUCAGAAAGACGACAUGCGUGGUCAGAAGCCUGUGACUGUGUUAGGCCUCAGCGAACUGCAUUCAGUCCUUCAGCCUGUCUCAUGCUUCUUUGGGGGGUUAUUGAGGCCACUUUGCUACACUUGCUCAUCUGUCAAAUGGGGACAAUAAUUUUUUCCGCUGUUCUGUGUGAUCUUCUAAGCACUUGGGCGAAAGGGACAUUUCAAGCUCUGCAAAGCUAGCACAUUAGAAAUAAAAUAAACCACAACUACAAAACACAAAAGGUGAUUGACAAGAUCAAGGUGACAGGAAAAGGCACCAGAUU
Molecule: messenger RNA, 1860 nt
Organism: Lacerta agilis (Sand lizard)
Lineage: Eukaryota; Metazoa; Chordata; Lepidosauria; Squamata; Lacertidae
Product: acyl-coenzyme A amino acid N-acyltransferase 1-like
Exons: 4
Coding region: 163-1425 (420 amino acids)
Biological process (GO): fatty acid metabolic process; acyl-CoA metabolic process
Cellular component (GO): peroxisome
Molecular function (GO): fatty acyl-CoA hydrolase activity
Source: RefSeq, a predicted model, not a curated record